AAUAGAUUUGAAAGUUUAAUAAUUUUACUGUUGUAUGAAAUUUUGUGUAUUCUUACUUCAGUUUGGUCUGAUGACAACUGGUUACGAGAGCAUGCUGGUGAAACUGUAGCAAAAUCAGAUGAGACUGUGGAUGACGACACAGAACAGACAUCUGUGAAAACAGACUCGACGAAUGACGAACCAGUGAAGAAAAAACCCAAAGUUAAUCCACAAGUCUUCUUUGACAUCCGGAUUGGUACCAAGAAUAUUGGUCGUAUAGUGAUGGAGCUCCGAGCUGAUGUCGUUCCCAAAACUGCAGAGAAUUUUCGUUGCCUUUGUACCCAUGACAGAGGCUUUGGUUAUAAAGGAAGCACAUUGCAUCGAAUCAUUCCACAGUUUAUGUGUCAAGGGGGUGACUUUACGAGGCACAAUGGAACAGGAGGAAAAUCAAUUUAUGGAAAUAAAUUUGAUGAUGAAAAUUUUGUCUUAAAACAUACAGGAGCUGGUACAUUAUCAAUGGCUAACAGUGGACCCAACACCAAUGGUUCACAGUUUUUCAUUUGCACAGAAAAAACUGAUUGGUUGGACAAUAAACAUGUAGUAUUUGGAAAAGUAAUUGAAGGAAUGGAUGUUGUUCGAAGAAUGGAGGUAAAUUGUUGGUUUCUGAUUUGUUUCCCAUAUCAAUAUCAUUUUCAUGAUAUAUUAUUUCAUGCAG
This is a messenger RNA of Octopus sinensis (East Asian common octopus), 694 nucleotides long. RefSeq names its product peptidyl-prolyl cis-trans isomerase. Gene Ontology annotation, biological process: protein peptidyl-prolyl isomerization. Gene Ontology annotation, cellular component: intracellular membrane-bounded organelle. Lineage: Eukaryota; Metazoa; Mollusca; Cephalopoda; Octopoda; Octopodidae. The transcript is spliced from 6 exons. The record is from RefSeq and is a predicted model, not a curated record. The annotation marks the transcript as partial. Gene Ontology annotation, molecular function: peptidyl-prolyl cis-trans isomerase activity.